AUGCCGUCCGAAAAGAGAUUCAAAGACCGCUUCAAGAAGACGGACAACUGGACCACGAUCAAUAGGUACGGUGGCCUUGAUUUCGGCCAAACACCCCUCACCACCGUCCUCGGCAGGCUCCAACGAAAAUACGACGGAAGUGGCAACAGAAACAUCACUUCCAUCACCGCAUACGGGUCUACGUACGGCGUGGAUGUUGUGUUCAAUAAGCAGAGCCUCGUCCUGCAGCUCGACACAGGCAGCUCGGAUACGUGGGCCGUCAGCGCCAGUUCGAACUGCACACCCUGGCACGGUGACUGUUCUUUUGGUACCGCGUACACUGGCGGGUUUACAGGAGGAUUGAUUUCGAAUGAGCACCUCUACAUCCAGUAUGGAGGCGGAGAAGUCGUUCAGGGACCCGUAGGAGCCAUGGAUGUCACCGUCGCCGGCAUCUCCGUGAGGAACCAGACCGUCGCCCUGGCGAACGACACCCUCUGGGACGGAAACAAUAUCACGAGUGGCGUCUUGGGACUGGCAUACCCUUCCAUUACGAGUGUUUUUACAGGCCCCUUUGGCGAUCACAGUUCAUAUUAUGGGGUUGAGUACGCGCCCAUCUUCACAACCAUGGUCGAUCAGGGUCUGGUGGAGAAUUACUUCAGCGUGGCCAUCAGCAGGCACGCUUCUGGCGGAGCUCUCGCCUUUGGUGGUGUUCCAGAUGAUCUUGACGGCGUGGACUACUCCUCUAUGGGAAUGACAGAUAUCAUCAUAGCCAACAUUGGGAAUGACGAGACCACAGCCUAUGAGUACUCGUUCUACACAAUUAUCCCAGGCGGCUGGAUCUUUGGUUCCUCCACCGAUAACAGGAAAAUUCCUUACAUUGUGGACUCGGGCACCACCCUCAUCUACCUUCCACUCGACCUAGCCGACGCCAUCAACAACGCCUUCGAGCCCCCUGCGGAAUACGACUUCCUCUACGGCAGCUACCUCACCACUUGCGACGCCGCCCCACCGCGCCUUGCCAUCGUCAUCGACAACACACCCUUUUGGCUACACCCGGAAGACCUGAUACUGCGGGAUUCGCAGGAUCCUUUGAGCGGGCUGUGCAUGACGGCCAUUGCAACCAGCGAGGAUGGGCCUUUUAUUCUGGGAGACGCCUUCUUAAAGAACGUUCUGGCUGUCUUUGAUGUGGACGAUGCUGUGAUGCAAUUUGCUAGUCGGAGGAAUUAUUGA
Messenger RNA from Cryphonectria parasitica EP155, 1209 nucleotides. Its product is annotated as acid protease. NCBI's taxonomy places the organism in Eukaryota, Fungi, Ascomycota, Sordariomycetes, Diaporthales, Cryphonectriaceae. Gene Ontology annotation, biological process: proteolysis. The record is from RefSeq and is a predicted model, not a curated record. Gene Ontology annotation, molecular function: aspartic-type endopeptidase activity. The coding region runs from base 1 to 1209 and encodes 402 amino acids. Gene Ontology annotation, cellular component: fungal-type vacuole. The transcript is spliced from 3 exons.